AUGUUCGCCCAAAGACCCUCGUUCCGCUUCCUGGCCACGGGCGCCCUCGUCUCGAUCCUCACCUUUACAUUCCUGAUCUUCGGCACGAGCUCCUCUCGCAAUGCAGCAUCACGAUACAUUCUAAAGACAAAUCGCCCGGGAUCAUCAUCUCAAGCACACUGCGCGCAGGAUACAUCCCCGACUCUGUCCAACAGCAGCUGGGAAUUUAUCGCCGAGCGCGAUGCAUUGAACCAUGGACUGUCUGACGAGCAGUGCCGGAUUGCCUUUCCCAAGCUCUUUGUGGAAGUUGACAAGUCCGUUUCUUUGAAGCAAGAGGCACAAAUAACUUACAAGGAUCUGGACUCGAGAGAGGUGGAGGAUGGCAUGGUUCGCGCGGUUAUCGACAAGGGCCAGCUCUGCAUUGUCGAAUAUGCUCCAAUGCCCGUCACGGCCUCACGAGGACGCGCGACACUCAACUCCCUCCAUCGAGCCUUGAUGGCCUUCCCCGAGCGGCAUCUUCUCCCGAGCAUCGAAUUCAUCUUCACCACAGAGGACUUUGCCAAUGAUCCCACAGGCCGGGGCCCAGUGUGGGCCUAUUCCAAGCGCGAUGCAGACGACUCGGUCUGGUUGAUGCCAGACUUUGGAUACUGGGCUUGGCCCGAAGUCCCGAUCGGACCUUAUCACGAAGUCCGGCGACGCAUCGCCGCAAUCGACGACGGCGAAACCGCGACCGAUGGAACAUACUCGCCAGGCCUACAGUUCCAGGAUAAAAAGAAACAGCUCGUCUGGCGCGGCAGUCUGGCCACAAACCCCGGCAUCCGCAGCAAACUGCUCAAGUCCGCCCAAGGCCGGAGCUGGGCCAGCGUGCGAGUAAUCGACUGGGACGACGAGAACGACAUCCGCUUCAAUCUCCUCCCAAUCGAAGACCACUGCCGCUACAUGUUCCUUGCCCACACCGAGGGCCGCAGUUUCUCCGGUCGCGGCAAGUAUCUUCUCAACUGUCGAUCCGUGGUGAUAUCGCACCCACUCACCUGGCGGGAAGCGCACCAUGCCGCGCUGAUCGCGUCCGGCCCGGACGCCAACUACGUCCAGGUGGAAGCAGACUUUUCGGAUUUACCGAGGAAAGUGGACUUUUUGAUUGAUAACCCGCAGGUUGCACAGCGCAUUGCUGAGAAUGCGGUGCGCACGUUCCGGGAUCGGUAUCUGACGCCUGCGGCUGAGUCUUGUUAUUGGAGAUAUCUUGUGAGGCAGUAUGCCUCGGUGUUGGACUUUGAGCCUGUGCUAUUUGCGACUGGUCGCGAUGGGAAAGUGACUCCACGAGGGAUGCCGUUUGAGACGUGGUUGUUGAUGCAUUGA
Messenger RNA from Penicillium daleae, 1335 nucleotides. RefSeq lists its product as uncharacterized. NCBI's taxonomy places the organism in Eukaryota, Fungi, Ascomycota, Eurotiomycetes, Eurotiales, Aspergillaceae. The transcript has 2 exons. The record is from RefSeq and is a predicted model, not a curated record. The coding region runs from base 1 to 1335 and encodes 444 amino acids.